UCAUCUUUUCCUUUUUUUUUUCUCCCUCACGAAUCUCUAUUGAGCUUCUUCUUAGCAUAAACCCUAAAAUCGAAAUCAGCCUCUCUCACUCUCUAGCCUAUAUUCUCAGAUCCACAUCUCAAAAUUACUAUUUUUUUCCUCACGAAGCUCUCAGAUAAAAACCUAAAGAUCGAAAUCAGAACCUCUCUCUCUAGCAAUGGAUCCGUUAUCGGUGCUGAAGGACUUCACAACCCGAAAAGACCUGGACAAAAUCGAGCGGGUCGGAGCCAAUUACCGAUUCGGAUCGGGCUACUCGUUCCCCUGCGCGACGGAGACGGCGUACAGAUCCAAAGGCGGGAGCCUCUACACGCUAGAAGCCCUAGUCCACUACGUGAAGAACAUCCACCUCAAACUCGGAGAGUACAUGCAAUCCACCGUCAAAAACUCCGUCCCCGCCGUCACCUUACCGGAUCGUAAACCCCUCCUCGACUACCUCACCGGGAGAGUCGCCUCCUCCGACUCGAUCGACUACCUCCUGCUCCAGCAGCAGAACGCGCAGAGCCAGAAGCAGAACGAGGAGUACAGACCCGACCAAGACAACUCCGCCUUCGUCUCCCGAGAGAACGACGCAAACACCGUCGAGGAGUUCGGCAGAGAGGACGUGGAUUACAUCAUGCUGAUUCGGUCCAACGAGAGGCCGUUGAAGAGCCGAGACGCGAUCCUCGAGUGCAAGAACAGGGAUUUCCACUCCGUGCUUGUGAACUCGACCAAGAGGGAGGAGGAGAGGCAGAGGAUCGAGUCUCACCAGAGGAAAGACGGUCUGGUCGCCAAGAGUAGGCUGAUGGGAGCUGAGGAGAGAGGGAUCGUGGGGUUUAAUGAUGAUUCUUCUGGCUACGACGCGGGGAACCCCAAGUCUAAGAUGAGGAAGAUUGGGGAAGGUGUGCCGAUUAUUCUUGUCCCCAGUGCGUUUCAGACGCUGAUUACUAUUUACAAUGUGAAGGAGUUUCUUGAGGAUGGGGUUUAUAUACCGAACGAUGUCAAGGCUAAGGAGAUGAAAGGGGUGAAGCCGGAUUGUAUUACGGUUCAGAAGAAGUUUAGUAGGGAUAGGGAGAGGGUUGUGACUGCUUAUGAGGUUAGGGAUAAGCCUUCUGCUUUGAAGCCUGAUGAUUGGGACCGUGUUGUUGCGGUUUUCGUCUUGGGGAAGGAUUGGCAGUUCAAGGAUUGGCCUUUCAAGGACCAUGUUGAGAUUUUCAAUAAGAUAAUUGGGUUCUUCUUGCGGUUUGAAGAUGAUAGUAUUGAAUCAGCCAAGACGGUUAAGCAGUGGAAUGUGAAGAUUAUCUCGAUUAGUAAGAAUAAGCGGCAUCAAGACCGGGCAGCAGCCUUAGAAGUCUGGGAAAAACUAGAGGAGUUUGUUCGGUCUCGGUCACAUUCUUAGCAUCUAGCAGCUGUAGAAAUUCACUUUAUGGAUUCAUCUUUCAUUCUUGUUACUUGAUUAUCUUUAUUACUUUCUGUAACAUUAGCGAGAUAAACACAGUGAACAUGUUAUGCAGUGUGAUUGUUUUCUAUUAAUGGUGAGUUAAACUGUUCAUCAGCUUUCUUUGAA
Molecule: messenger RNA, 1582 nt
Organism: Raphanus sativus (radish)
Lineage: Eukaryota; Viridiplantae; Streptophyta; Magnoliopsida; Brassicales; Brassicaceae
Product: protein CDC73 homolog
Exons: 3
Coding region: 197-1414 (405 amino acids)
Biological process (GO): positive regulation of transcription elongation by RNA polymerase II; transcription elongation by RNA polymerase II
Cellular component (GO): Cdc73/Paf1 complex
Molecular function (GO): RNA polymerase II complex binding
Source: RefSeq, a predicted model, not a curated record